Sciurus carolinensis (gray squirrel) is the source of this 4547-nucleotide messenger RNA. It is a transcript of the gene Slc1a4, whose product is annotated as solute carrier family 1 member 4. The record is from RefSeq and is a predicted model, not a curated record. Gene Ontology annotation, molecular function: L-serine transmembrane transporter activity; symporter activity; L-threonine transmembrane transporter activity. Gene Ontology annotation, cellular component: plasma membrane. Gene Ontology annotation, biological process: L-serine transport; L-glutamate transmembrane transport. Lineage: Eukaryota; Metazoa; Chordata; Mammalia; Rodentia; Sciuridae.
UGCUCCCGCGUUGCAUCAUCUCCCGCCCGCGGCUGCUGUGAAAAGGCUGGGCGCGGCGCGGUCCGCUCUGUUCCAACUGCAGCUCGCAACCCACGCCUCUGUUCGCCCUUUCCGCAUCUGCUCCACCGCCCGGUCAGAAGACCCUGGGGCCGCCUCUCAGACUUUGCCGGGUGUAACUGGCAGACUCCGCUAGCUCCGCCCGAUCCAUUCAUUGGGAGCCUGUCUUUUCAGAGCCCAAGUCCCCUGCCUCCUCCAGCUUGGAACACCUGGCAGCGCCAUGGAGAAAAGCAGUGAGACCAACGGCUACCUCGACGGCGCCCAGGCAGGGCCUGCAGUGGGGUCUGGCGCGCCAGGGACCGCCGGGGGACGCGCGCGGCGCUGCUCUGACUUCCUGCGGCGACACGCGCUGGUGUUGCUGACCGUGUCAGGGGUGGUGGCGGGCGCCGGCCUGGGUGCUGCGCUGCGCGAGUUAAAGCUAAAUCGCACACAGAUCACCUACUUGGCCUUCCCCGGAGAGAUGCUGCUCCGCAUGCUGCGCAUGAUCAUCUUGCCGCUUGUGGUCUGCAGCCUGGUGUCGGGCGCUGCUUCUCUCGACGCCAGCUCCCUCGGGCGUCUGGGUGGCAUAGCUGUUGCCUACUUUGGCCUCACAACGCUUAGUGCCUCGGCGCUUGCUGUCGCUUUGGCGUUCAUCAUCAAGCCAGGAUCCGGUGCACAGACUCUUCAGUCCAGCGACCUGGGAUUGGAGGAGUCGGGGCCUCCUCCGGUCCCCAAAGAGACGGUGGAUUCUUUCCUUGACCUGGUCAGAAACCUGUUUCCUUCCAAUCUUGUGGUUGCCGCAUUCCGUACGUACGCAACUGAUUAUAAAGAGAUGACUCACAACACCAGCUUUGGAAACAUGACCCAUGAAAAGAUUCCCAUUGGCACUGAGAUUGAAGGGAUGAACAUUUUGGGAUUGGUCCUGUUUGCCCUGGUGUUAGGAGUUGCCCUAAAGAAACUAGGCUCUGAGGGAGAAGAGCUCAUCCGUUUCUUCAACUCCUUCAAUGAGGCAACAAUGGUACUGGUGUCGUGGAUUAUGUGGUAUGUACCUGUGGGCAUCAUGUUCCUGGUCGGAAGCAAGAUUGUGGAAAUGAAGGACAUCAUUGUGCUGGUGACCAGCCUUGAAUAUAUCUUUGCAUCUAUCUUAGGCCAUGUUAUUCAUGGAGGAAUUGUUCUGCCACUUGUUUUUGUUUUCACACGGAAAAACCCAUUCAGAUUCCUUCUGGGCCUCCUCACACCAUUUGCAACAGCAUUUGCUACCUGCUCCAGCUCAGCAACCCUUCCUUCUAUGAUGAAGUGCAUUGAAGAAAACAAUGGUGUAGACAAAAGGAUCAGCAGGUUUAUUCUCCCCAUCGGGGCCACUGUGAACAUGGAUGGAGCAGCCAUCUUCCAGUGUGUGGCUGCAGUGUUCAUUGCCCAGCUCAACAACGUGGACCUGAAUGCAGGACAGAUCUUCACAAUUCUAGUGACUGCCACAGCAUCCAGUGUUGGAGCAGCAGGUGUGCCAGCUGGAGGGGUCCUCACCAUCGCCAUUAUCCUGGAGGCUAUUGGGCUGCCAACUCAUGACCUCUCUCUGAUCCUAGCUGUGGACUGGAUUGUGGACCGGACCACCACUGUGGUGAAUGUGGAAGGGGAUGCCCUGGGCGCGGGCAUCCUCCACCACCUGAAUCAGAAGGCGAUGAAGAGAGGGGAGCAGGAACUAAGCGAGGUGAAAGUGGAAGCCAUCCCCAACUCCAAGUCUGAGGAAGAGACGUCACCUCUGGUGACACACCAGAAUCCUGCAGGACCUGUAGCCAGCGCCCCAGAACUGGAAUCCAAGGAGUCGGUGCUGUGAGGGGGCUGGGCCAUGGGCUGGCCUGCCAGGGCCAGCACCCAGCCCUGCUCCCAGCCUGUUUGAUGCAGGCAUAGCCCUCAUGGACUUUUAAUUUCCCAAGCAAUGCUUUGGCCCAGUCACUGGUUAGAGGAAUUACCUCAGCACAGGCAUUGGGCUCCCCAGCAAGAACUGGUUCCCAUGGACCGGGACACUGAUAUUUGGCACCAGAGCUCUAUUUGGAAACACCCACUCAAGCUACCAGGCUUGGGAAGAUCAUGGGCUCUCCGGAGCCUCUGGGUAAAGCCUGGAAAAAUGCAGAUUUAUUUUUCAUUGUCCCUGGUCAGCCAUCAUCAGAUGCUCUCUGAACAAACCAAGGGUCUUUUGGUCACCUCUCACAUUGCCUCAUGGACAGUAAUAAUUGGAGAAAUUCCCAAAUUCUUAGACUUGGCUGGAAUUUGCUGAGUCGUGACUUGGGUGUAUUCCAACUAGGUGUGGGUGGCUUCUAGAGGAUCCGAGGCAUUGCCCAGUUGUCAAGUUAGAAAUACUCCAGGUCAGGGCUGGGAAUGUAGCUCAGUGAUACAGUGCUUGCCUAACCUGCAUAAGACCCUGGGUUCAAUUCCCAGUACCUCAGAAAAGAAAAAUACUCCAGGUGGUGUUAGCACUGCUGGGGUCUCUGGUCAGUAGCACUAAGAAACUCAUUUAAUUUCUAAGGUCAAAGAAAGGCAAGGGAAUGCAGCCUGGGGGUAGAUGCAGGGACACUAAUGAGAACAGGGCAAACACAUUUGUCCUGUUCCCAUCCCAGACCUGAAGUCCCUUUCUGCUUCAGAGACCUGAGCCUCUGACAAUACUUCAACUUAUCUCCAACCACUCUGACUUGACAAUGGGCUACAGGGACCUCUUUCUCUGGAGAGGUGAGAUGUGGUCAUCAUAUUCACAAUCCACGUUGGUUUAUUAAUCUAAUGAUAAUCUAACUAGACCCUCCCUAAAAUACUGCACAACUGAAGAAACAAAACUAUAAAAACAACCCCCACACAAAUAAAUCCAUGUACUAAUUGGGGUAGGGUGCCUCCACUCCCUGGUCCCCAAAUUUUGACUGAUUUCCACAGAUUUGGACUCCUUUCCUGCUGGUGUAUCAAAGUUUAAAAUUACCAGCAAAAUUGUCCAUGUUCCUCUUGUUAUCAUGCCCCAGUUUUAGUCCAGGGAAGAGAUCUCUUAGAAGAGAGUAUGCUACUGGUAGGAGGGAAGACCCAAGUCUGCUCCUUCACUGUAGCUGUUGGUGUGUUCACAGUGUGACCCAUGACAAGUCCUGGGGCCUCACUUUACCCCAUUUAUAAAAUGGGGCUAAUAUCACCUGCCUCUUACCUACCUCAGAGGUAUCUGGUGAGGCAGAUGAAAUCCGUGAAAAUGACCAUUUCUCCAUUUCUGGUUUUUGGAGAGCAAAUGCUAACCCAUAUGCACUUCUUUACCUAAAUGACAGUUUUCUUCCAUGAAGGCUACCUUCUGGUGGAGACAGUUCAGCUCUGUGCCCUAGAACCUGUAUCCUGCCACCUGUUUUCUGUGUAGUUAUUUGCUGACAUCAAAGCCUCUCCUGAUAUCCUUCAGGCUGUGAGGAAUUUGCUCCCCACCUCCCACCACAUUUCUGGGUGCCUGACUUCUCUGUGACCCCCAGGCCCAGGCACUGGUUUGGCCACCCCCCUCCCAUAAUACAUCAGGCCAUUAAAAGUCCACAAAUGCUCAAUCUCAUUCACUAUUGGCUUUCCUGUUUGUGUCACCCAGGUCUUACAGGUAAACACCUUUAUGAUGCGUCUGCCAUUUCCAUGAGAAAGGCAGAAGGACCGAGAUAAGCACCCCUCCAUUUUAAAAUAGGGGUUCUGUGCCUGAGUGGAAAGGGUGGAGAAAGCUAUGGGGUGCAGAGAUGACCUGGUCAGCAGGAAGGUCAGCUCUCUUGAAACAGCUAAACCACUCCAGUGUCCUAUGAAGCCAGAAAUGACCAGGAACUGAGCAGAGGUGCCCCAAAACUUCUAGCCUGUGGCUAGAGCUUGUUGCCAAUGCCUUCUGUUUUCAAAGGGUCAGGAACACUUGUUGGAUUCCACACAGUAAAUGAACAUCUACUACCUUUCAGGCUUCAGGGCUUCAGUAAACCUUUUUUAUUCCAUGUAUAAAUGUGCAUGUGUAUGUAUACUAGUAUGUAUAUAUACACUCUGUGUGUGUGUGUGUGUGUGUGUGUGUGUGUGUGUAUUAGUUUUAGCCCCAAUCCAAAGUGGUUUGAGUUUGGAUGGAGAACUAACCUAUAGGUAGAUGUCUUUGGCUUCCUGGUUUUCCAUUUCUAAAGAUGAACCUUACAAAGCGCAGAGGUUAGAGCUGGAUAGUGAGGCCCAUUGGUUGAACACUCAUGUCGCAACCUGGCCCUGCAGUAAGGACAGUUCUGGAGAAGUCUGCUUCCAUGUGACAUGUGGAUGACCCUCCCCUUGGAGGUUGGAAGAGAACAACGAAGGUGCCGUGUCUCCUGUUUUUCAGUCCACAGAGGAGUCAGUGAUCUGGAGUAACCUACGAGAGAAAAUCCCACUGCACCCUGUCUGAAGUGUCUCCCCUGCCACUGUCUUUCUAACAUGUCAUAAAUACUGUUUAUCUCUGUUUUGUACAUGUGACACUUGCCUUAAAAGUAGCACAGUCCUCAAAAAUGAAUACAGUAUUUCUA